AAAAAAAAAAUGAAAAAAGAGAGAAAACAAAAUUGUAAAAAAAAAAAAAAAAAAAUGUAUUUUCUCUCACCCAAAUUCUCAUUUCUCAGAUUCACUUUCCAUUUUCAUUUCUCCUUUUUCCCUUAACUUCCUUUUUCUGGUUCUUCAAAUCACUAUUUUAUAGUAUUACAUUCUCAUUUAACACACACAAUUUCGAUUUUCAUUUCAAAUUCCUUUCAUUUUUCUAUUUUUUUUGGGUAAUUGAAAUUCUCGUAGCAGGAGAACUAACUCUCUGGAACAUUCCUAAUUCCUAUGAAAUGGCAUUGAAAAGGGGAUUAUUAGUGUUGUGUUCAUUCUUUGCUACGUUGAUUUUCUUUGUGGGCCAUGGCUUGUACAGCUCUACUUCAAUUGAUUAUAAUGAUUUUUCAACUACUCCAAGAAAACAGGAUUUGGAUUGGAGCGAGAGGCUUACUUUGUUCCAAGCAGAUGAUCGUUCCCAGUUUUUGGAUACACCUGCUAUUUUGGCCAGAAGGCAAUUGAGAGAGAGGAAACGUGAAAAGCGUGCUGCUGCUUUAGUGAAACAGGAUGAUGAUGUAACUGUGAACCUUGAAAAUGCUGCCCUUGAACGCUCCAAUUCAGUUGACUCUGCUGUGCUGGGGAAAUAUAGCAUAUGGAGGAAAGAGAAUGAAAAUGAGAAUACUGAUUCAAAGGUACGCUUGAUGCGAGACCAAAUGAUUAUGGCAAGGGUGUAUAUAAGCAUUGCAACAAUGAAGGAAAAGCGUAGCUUGGCUCACGAGUUACAGAAACAGCUUAAAGAAAGUCGGCGUGCUCUAGGUGAAGCAAUAUCUGAUGCUGAUCUAUCUCGCAGUGCACAUGAGAAGAUUAAAUCAAUGGGCCAAGUGCUUUCCAAAGCCAAAGAGCAACUCUAUGACUGCAAGCUUGUCACGGAGAAGCUUAGAGCAAUACUGCAGACUGCAGAUGAGCAAGUUAGAAGUUUAAAGAGGCAGAGCACAUUUUUGAGCCAAUUAGCUGCAAAGACCAUUCCAAAUGGCAUCCACUGCUUAUCCAUGCGUCUGGCUAUUGAUUAUUACCUCCUCCCUCCUGAAAAAAGAAAGUUCCCUAGAAGUGAGAAUCUGGAAAAUCCUAGCCUUUUCCAUUAUGCCCUGUUCUCUGACAAUGUUUUGGCUGCUUCAGUUGUUGUCAACUCAACUAUCUUGAAUGCUAAGGAACCAGAAAAACAUGUAUUUCAUCUUGUCACUGAUAAGUUGAACUUUGGAGCUAUGAAUAUGUGGUUCUUAUUGAACCCUCCUGGAAAAGCUACAAUCCAUGUUGAAAAUGUCGACGAGUUCAAGUGGCUUAAUUCUUCAUACUGUCCUGUCCUGCGGCAGCUAGAGUCUGCUGCUAUGAAGGAGUACUAUUUCAAGGGUUCACAUUCCACCUCAGUAUCAGCUGGUUCUUCUAAUUUGAAGUACCGGAACCCCAAAUAUCUUUCAAUGCUAAAUCACCUUAGAUUUUAUCUCCCUCAGAUUUAUCCCAAAUUGGAUAAAAUCCUUUUUCUGGAUGAUGAUAUUGUUGUUCAGAAAGACUUGACAGGUCUGUGGUCGGUAAAUCUUCACGAAAAAGUGAAUGGUGCUGUUGAAACAUGUGGUCAGAGUUUUCACCGUUUUGACAAGUAUCUAAAUUUCUCAAAUCCUCAUAUUGCCAAAAACUUCGAUCCGAAUGCUUGUGGGUGGGCAUAUGGGAUGAACAUUUUUGAUCUUAAGGAGUGGAAGAAGAGAGACAUAACUGGUAUAUAUCACAAGUGGCAAAACAUGAAUGAAGACAGGGUCCUGUGGAAGCUAGGGACACUACCUCCAGGGCUAAUGACAUUCUAUGGGCUUACACAUCCAUUGGAUAAGUCGUGGCAUGUUCUAGGUUUGGGUUACAGCCCAAGCAUUGAUAGGUCAGAAAUAGAGAAUGCCGCUGUGAUACACUACAACGGGAACAUGAAACCAUGGCUAGAGUUGGCAAUGGCAAAAUACCAGUCAUACUGGACCAAAUAUAUUAAGUUUGAUCAUCCAUACAUUCGCAGCUGCAAACUAGGUGAAUGAAGGAGUGAUGAAUUCUAAAGGUGCAGUUUGGUCUGCUCUGCAUGUGCAUAGUCACAUUUUCGUCAUCGGCUAAUGACAAAAGAGCUUCCAUAUACAACUAUUCUCUUGUCUCCGCUAUGCAACAUCCCGUGAUUCGUUAUUCUUCACUGUGUUCACUUGUAUUCAUCGUUCUGUUCUGAUGACUGCUGCCUUUUUCCCCAGUAACCAACCUUUUCCGCAUGAAGAUGUAUGACUAGGGUGAAGGAAAGUUUGUAAUGUUCUGAAUCACAGUAUAUUCUUUGAACAAUAACUAGUCUCUAUUGUUUGAACUAAAUUUAAGUGGUUCUUGCAAGACUAACCACUAAGAUCUUGUAUUUCGCCUUUCUGCAGUUGAAGGAAUAUAGUUUCUCCUUAUGUUUCAUGA
Molecule: messenger RNA, 2472 nt
Organism: Lycium ferocissimum
Lineage: Eukaryota; Viridiplantae; Streptophyta; Magnoliopsida; Solanales; Solanaceae
Product: polygalacturonate 4-alpha-galacturonosyltransferase-like
Exons: 8
Coding region: 297-2069 (590 amino acids)
Molecular function (GO): polygalacturonate 4-alpha-galacturonosyltransferase activity
Source: RefSeq, a predicted model, not a curated record